Molecule: messenger RNA, 3850 nt
Organism: Alosa sapidissima (American shad)
Lineage: Eukaryota; Metazoa; Chordata; Actinopteri; Clupeiformes; Clupeidae
Product: HAUS augmin-like complex subunit 3
Exons: 5
Coding region: 1525-3315 (596 amino acids)
Biological process (GO): centrosome cycle; spindle assembly
Cellular component (GO): HAUS complex; centrosome; mitotic spindle
Source: RefSeq, a predicted model, not a curated record
UUUAUGUCUCGGUAUUCAUUGCAGUCAUGUUAGUAGGCCUAUUUUAAACGUGGAGAAAUGUUUUAUCUGUUUGAAGGUAUUGAAGCAAUACUGUUAACGUACGCUACUGAAAGUAGAGUUUACAAGUAGUUAGCAACUUAGCCAAAGAUCGUAAAAAUUGCGUUAAUCCGCAAAAGACAGAAACACUUAACAUUAUGUCAGAAAGCUUCGUGCUAGGUUAAAAGUAACUUUAACUUUAUCUCACGAUUCCGCUAACGUUUAACUUACGUUUAGGCCUGUAUUAUUAUUGUAACGCUGUUAGGCGUCCCGUGACAUGAAAUGUGAUUCUGACUUCCAAGGACGGGGGAGGCUGUCUUUUUCGCUCGCGAAAGCAGGGAACAUGUCAUGUCAGUGGAAGACCACAAAACUGUAGAACGCUUUUUGGUUGGUGAUUUAAAGCUAAGGUAGCCUAGUUAACCGCCAUUAAACUACAUCACAAUAUUCUAGAUAUAGAAUACUAUAUAUAUAGAUAGAUAGAUACAUACAUACAUAGAUAGAUAGAGAAUACUAUACUGUAAAUCCCAUGAACUCUUCAUUAUUCUCAAUUGAUAAUGCUACCUACAAAUGAAAACUGACCGUUAAAACUAUGUAGACCUGUUUUCACAGUGUCUACAACUGAGAGGUAAGGUUUAGCACUGCUGUGGCAUUUCGAUAUUCAAAUGGGUAAGUGUCGUGGGUAAUAGUUUAAUGGCAGAUAGCCUAGGCCUACAGGCUGCCCUAAGUAAAACUUAGUACAAAAGUGCAUAUAUGCCUACUGUCUUCACAGAAAGACUGCAAGUAGGGCUAAAACAAAGACUGCAAGUAGGGCUAAAACCCAUGUCUAAUAGUAAUGCAUACUGAUCCUCUUCUGGCAAUUUUUUUGAUGGUUGUAAAGGACAGUGAGCCUAUAGGCCUAAUUGAAAGUUCAGAUCUUUAUGAAACAUGUUUUAGAUAGCCCAUCAUACCUCAGGUCCACUUGUAGCCUUUUAGGCCUAGUGAACUGCCUUAAUACAAAUUUGACUAAACAUUUUAGCCUUAAUGUAAAAGUGAACUUGUGAGACUUGCUCAUUUAAAUAUUUAGGAUUUAAAUAGCUUAAAUCAACCAAUCUCGUGAUAAUAAUAUGUCCUGCUGUUUAUGUUCUGUGUGCUUCUCUGGCACGACAACCAUGCUUAUAUAAUCACAAUGUUUAUGUUUUGUCAUAAUGUCAAUGUUGUUACUCGAACGGUGAGGUGAGAGGAUUCAUUUAGUUAUUUAAUGUUAGGUGCAUAUGUGUAGGUUUAUCUUUCCGUGUGUGCCUGGGAGUUAACGUUGCAGGUGUCCAAACGUUGCCUUCUCUAAGCCAGACUCUUUGUUUUGCUACUAGUGAGUAACAAAGUAUUCCAACAAUUUUAACUCACUGAUCCACACACAACAGAGCAGAGGUCCAGUUAAUUCCCCUCCUUUUGUGCUCUUCAGUGUGUGUUUGAGUACGUGUGUGUGUGUGACUGAAAUAGCUUAACUGCACAAUGAGCGGGGUCCACUUUGUGGAGACUUUGUUUCGCCUGGGCUAUCCAGAAGCCUCUACUCUGAAGCCCACAGAGUUUGACUGGAUGUUUGAUGACACCGCGGAAACCCAGGAAUUCCUGCGCUUCUUCUGCGGUCUUGGAGCCCAGAAUGUUCUGUCUGAGGAGGAGAAGCGUGGGUACACAAGCCUAGUUGAGUUGGGCAAGCCCAUCCUGACCGAGCUGGAGCUUGAGAAAUUGGAACAGCUGAUGAGGUCAAGGCAACUGGAGUUAAACGAGGAAGAUGAGAGUGAUGAGCUCGUGGAUGUGGUGGAGGACACUGCUGACGAGAGUCUUGUGGAGCUCCAGCAGGAGCUGGAGAACCUGCACAAGCAGAAGCGUCUGAAGCACCAGCGUCUGCUCCAGCUCCAGGGUCUGGGGCAGAGGUAUGCUGACGGUGCCUCGGCCCUCUCUGAGAGCGCUCAGAGCCAGGAGCAGGACGACGGAGGAGCGGAGCCCGUGGCGGUGGCGAAGGCUCUCGCCAAGGAGAACGUGACCACUAACGUGGUGCUGCAGGACCUCCAAGGCGAGGUGAAAAAGCUGCAGGGCCUCGUGUUUGCAGAGAGUGAUGAUGUGGAGAAGCAGCAGGAGUACCUGCAGAUGGAGUGCCACUCCCGCCGCUCGGCUGCCCUGCUCUCCCUUCUCCCACUGCAGCCGUACCUGCAGGAAGUGCAGCUCGCCCUCCACAACAUUAUGGGUCACUACAAGAGGUGCCUUGCUGAGGAAACGUCUAUGUUGGAUGAGGAGGGGGAUGAUGGAAAGGAGGAGGGUGAUGUGGUGGAGAGGAACAAGGGCGAGCUGGCGCGGCUGCAGGCGGCCUUCCUGCUGGUCCAGGCACAGCUGGUGCAGGCGCGGGCAGAGGAAGCUGGAGCCAGGGCGUCCAAGGAGUGGCUCUCACAAAAGAGGAGCUCCGAUGCACAGUCUGUGCCCCCCGACCCCGACGCUACCCCUACCGUGCCAGCGGAUCGUCUCCUCGCCCUCCUUCACCAUUGUGCCAAGGCGCUCUGCCUGCCUGUGCUCCUGGCGGACGCCCGGGAUCAGGCUGAGACGGUGAAGCACGUCGCCACUCUGCAGGAACACUUAUGGGGGGCGCUGCUGAGCCAGCUCACCCAGCUGGAGCUGCUGCGGGCGCUGUUGGGGGCCGAGCGGGACGCUCACGUCGCCGCCCUCACACGCACGGAGCGACUGGCGCGCACCCUGGAGGAGGAAGAGGCCGCGUGGGCGUCCCGGCGAAGUGUGGAGCUGAGGCGUCUGCAGGAGAGCGUGCCCGGUCCUCAGAGUGAGCCCAUCCUCAGCACUAAAGACCCCACCGUCAAGAGGUUGCUGGCCAUGCUGGAGUCUCCUGAGGAGACUGACCGCUGCUUUGACUGUCUGGUCGACCUCACAGACUUGAUCUCUGCCCAGUCGGCUGAGGUCCAGCAGCUGGGUGGCUCUAAGGGCUUGGCCGUGGCUGAACUGCAGAGUCUGCAGGUUGGUCUGGAGGAGGAGCAUGAGGCUCUGAGGCGGACUGCUCUCUCUGAGGCCGGGCAGGUGCAGCUGUCCCCGCAGGACAUGUCUGAAACCAUGCAAGAGUUGGAGAAGCAGACUGCCUCCUUCUUCAAGCAGCUGCAGCAGGUGACUGCUGAGCUCUCCUCGAAGCGCUCCCUGCUGAAGCGGAGCGCCCCCCUGAGGUGGGAGAGGGAGCUGUAUGUGCUCUUCCAUCUGGACCCGUCCCAGCUGAGCAGAGUGCUGGAGGACUGGGAGGACCACGAGUGAACCAGACGACACAACGGCCUCAACACAACUUAUCUCUGCCAGCUCUCCUUCUGCUGGUCCACUACUUAACCUGAAGCCCGAGCACCCUCACCCCCGACACACACACACACACACAGACCCACUGCCGCAAAAUUACAGCUGGUGAAGAUGGCGGUUUGGUACCGCAUUAGAAGUGGGAAAUCCCAUAUUAGUUAUUCGGUCCGCGUUUUGACCAGGUGGCUCUCACGUCAUGCACCUUAGUUUACUCUUUUUUUCUUUGUUGGUAUGCGUGCAAUAGACUAUCUCUCUGUGUAUGCUCUAAUUCUAAUGCACUUUCUAAUGUCUUUUGUGUUACUAAUAUGAUGUUGCUUUUAGACUUUAUAUAUUAUGUCUUAUAUUAUGCUUUAUAAGUGACUGAGUGGAAGUUGGAUAGCAAUCCUUGAGGUCAUCCAAACAUGCCCUCACUGUGGUGUUUGUUUUGUGCAAUAAGUUGGUCAGAGGAAGGGGGGAAAAGCACUUUAAAUUUCGUAUUUAAAAAAAUAAAAUAUUAAAAGCA